Molecule: messenger RNA, 1154 nt
Organism: Corylus avellana
Lineage: Eukaryota; Viridiplantae; Streptophyta; Magnoliopsida; Fagales; Betulaceae
Product: ribonuclease 3
Biological process (GO): RNA catabolic process
Cellular component (GO): extracellular region
Molecular function (GO): RNA binding; ribonuclease T2 activity
Source: RefSeq, a predicted model, not a curated record
AGAAAUAAGUUAAUGAAGGUUCGUAAAGCUGUAAGCAUAUACUGUCCCGCAUAUUCUAUCUACAACCAUUCCUUUUUGCCUAUAAAAUAUAGCUUCAACCAAACCUCUACUGCAUAGUAGGUCUAUCAUUCCUCCGAGCUCAUCAUAACCUAACUACCCCACUGAGUUGUUCAACGAGUUUUAGACAUGGAACUCAAACGCUCAAUCUUGAUCAAACUUUUGAUCCUGCAAUAUCUCUCACUCCUUUGUCUUUCACAGGAUUUUGAUUUCUUUUACUUCGUUCAACAGUGGCCAGGAGCAUACUGUGACACAAAGCACACAUGUUGCUAUCCUAAGACAGGAAAGCCUGUCGCAGAUUUCGGCAUUCAUGGACUUUGGCCUAAUUACAAAGAUGGCUCUUACCCCUCCAACUGUGAUCCCGAUAGUGUCUUCGAUAAAUCACAGAUUUCAGAGUUGAUGAGCAGCUUGGAAAAGAAGUGGCCAUCACUUAGCUGCCCGAGUAGCAAUGGGUUCAGGUUCUGGUCACAUGAAUGGGAGAAACACGGGACCUGCUCAGAGUCAGAACUUGACCAGCGUGACUACUUCGAAGCAGCUCUUAAACUGAAGGAGAAAGUAAACCUCCUACAAAUCCUCAACAAAGCUGGCAUCGAGCCAGAUGAUGGAUUUUACAGCUUGGAAAGCAUUGUGGACGCCAUAAAAGAGGCCAUCGGCCACGCCCCUGGGAUAGAGUGCAACAAGGAUUCUGCCGGUAACAGCCAACUUUACCAGAUUUUCGUGUGUGUCGACACUUCCGGCUCUGAACUCAUCGAAUGCCCGGUGCUGCCCAAGGGGAGAUGUGCUUCAAAUCUCCAGUUUGCUAAGUUCUAGUGACUAGAGAGGAUCUUUUCUCCACAUCAUCAUUUACGACUGCUUAAUUAUCAUCAUUUGUUUUUCUUGUUUUUAAAUAAAACUUCAUGGCCAGUAAGUUUAAAUUCCGUGCAUGUUUCUUGUUUUUGAAUAAAACUUCGGAAAUAUGUGAUACGAGAUUAAAACAAGAUCUACCAACUAUUUUAGGCGUGCAAGUUGAUAAUAUAAUUAAGGGCAAUUAACUCCCUGAGCUUUGGACUUUGAUGCCAUACUGGCAAAUAUUGUAAUUAUGGCCAAAACUCUUGACC